CAGUGACGUUCAAGGACGUGGCUGUGGUCUUCACCAGAGAGGAGCUGGGGCUCCUGGAACCUGCCCAGAGGCAGCUGUACCGAGAUGUGAUGCUGGAGAAUUUCAAGAAUCUGGUCUCAGUGGGACAUCUUCCCUUCAGAGCAGAUAUGGUAUCCCAGCUGGAGGCAGAAGAAAAGCUUUGGGUGAUGGAAAGAGGAACCCAAAGGAAUGCGUAUUGCAGUGAGCACCACAUGGCUGUUCGUUCAGGUACUGGCUCAUCUGCCUCUCACACCUGUGAUUGCCACUUGCCCAGGUGCUGUCAUCGCUUGCCUGGACUGUGACGACAGCCACCCCAGCACGGUGGCUUCCCGCCUCCCACCUUGCACUCCUGUAAUCUCUUCUCCACAUGGUAGCCAGAUACUCUUUGGAAAGCAAGUAAGAUCUCGCCAUUCCUCUGCUCAGACGCUCUAAAGGCUUCCUGUUUCACUCAGAGCCCUUACAGUACCUACAAGACCCCACCUGAUGUGGCCUCCACGUCAUGUUCCUCUUUGAUCUCCCAUCUUUUACCCUUGCUCAGGGGAUUGCUGCCAUCCUGGCCCCCCUUGGAGUGUCCUUUUCCACUUCAUGGCCUUUGCCUAGCUCUCCCCUGCCUCGGUAGACUCCCCCAGCCACCGCCUUACUCCCCAGGUCUUUGUUCAGAUUGCAUCUCAGUAGCCAGGCCUUCUGUGUCUGCCCUGUUGAAUAUCCUCUCUCUGUUCUCCAUCCCUUUACCCUGCCUUAUCUUGUGUCUAAGCACUGAUCACCUCCUGACCUAGUAACAUAUUUUUAUUUACUUGUUCAGCUCUCGUCCAGUGAAAGUAGGAAUUUGGGUGGUUUUAUUUGCUGCAUCUACUCAAAGCCUCUGAUGGGCAUUCUGCAUUGUAGGUGCUGAGCACAUACUUUUUGAGUGAGUAAGUUAUUUAAAUAAUUACUGUUCUUUUGACUAGAAGUAAGGAAGCUCUCCUCACAGCUUCUCCUACCCUGUGACUCCAGCCUUUCCCGUUUGUGGGGAGCCCCUCCCUGGUACCCCUUACCGGCCACCUUACUGACCCCUGCCUUGCUCCGGCCCUCACUGACUCCCUCACUUUCCACUUUCUGACCUCCUUUCCUUUCUCUUCAGUGUAUAUAUUCCUCAAUUCUACCCACUUAAAAAUGAAAAAUUAAUGAUUCCUAAAACAUGUAAAUUUAUAUACUUUCCCUCUGUCUGAAAAACAAAACACAGAAGCUUGUCUGCAUGUAUGGUAGAUUAGGCCUGAAUUCUGGAAUUGAUGGAUAUAACCUGUCUUUUUUCAUCCAUCUCCCUUUUUAUGUCUUCAUGUUGCUUUACAUUUGACACAUUCAGGGACGUUAGAUAUUUGCUUCACUUUACUGAAUCUCAUUUUUAUAUGCAAACUUAACCUCAGGAUCCUGAAUAUUGUCACUUCUCAGUUUUGCAUAAUAGGUCAAGUCUCUCAGCAAAUCUUACAGCAUUUUCUGCCACCCUUUCUCAAAGGUUUCUUUGACCUUUUCAACGUCAACACGUUUUAGGAUUUUGCAGCCAUGCUCCAAUGUACAAACACUAUCCUGAAAUGUUCUUUAUAGGUCACAGGAGCACAAAUUACAGGGCUUGCUUUUCUAAGGCAUCUUAAAAACAAAAAGCUUACAGGUAAUGGAGACACCAGUGAAUGUCUAAUGUAAUUUUAAUUUCUUGGGCAUCUUUGAACAAAAGAUUGAUACUUAGUAACCUUAGCAGAUAAAAGCUAUUCACAAUUAUCAGAAUAUAUAACUAACAAAAAUUUUCAGUAGGUCAGUGUUACAAUUCAUCAAUUCUCAUGUAACAGUUUCAAGUUGGCUGCUUACAAUUGCAAACUCCCUCAUGUCUACAUAGGGUGAGGUCUGGGAGAGUUCCCCCUCACCAACUUUCUACUCAACUACCCUUCCUUCUCUCUAAACAAUCACAUAACCUAUAAAUGGUAGUUGCUUAGUAGUUUCAAAUUGGACAUUUCCAGAGUCAGAAGGCACUAACAUACCUGGGGAGAUUAGGAAAGUCCUGAUUUAAGAAAGAAAAUUACAGAAUUUCUAAAUAGGUUUCCACUGUAAUUGGCAUUCCUAGUGGUAUUAACUAGCUGAUAUCCCAGGCAAUGUGAGAAUCCUUUUACAUGUUGAAGUGAGUUCUGAUAUCAAACACCUGAAGUUAGCCCCAACUUAACAGGUUAAGGCCACAGUCUUCCACAAGACUGCCUACUAAGGCUCAGACACCAGCCAGGUUCCCCAGGGCCACACUCACUGUGACCAAUUGUCUACAGGUUUGGAGAUUCCCGUGAUAACUUGCUAGAAUGACUCACAGAGCUUAGGAAAGCACUCUACUUAAAAUUUUAUUAUGGUUAAAAGAAUAUAAUGGGAACUAGCAAAAGGGAGAGGUGCAUAGGGUGAGGUCUGGGUGAGUUCCCUCUUGCGUUUCUCUUAUAAGGACCUUGUGAUCACUGUGGGCUCACCUAAGUAACCCAGGAUGACCUCCCCAUCUCAAGAUCCUUAAUUUAAUCAGAUCUAAAGUCCCCUAUGCUGUCUACAUUAAUAUAUUCACAGGUUCCAGGGAUUAGUGUUUGGACGGCUUGAGGGGACCAUUUGAUUAGCCUACCACACAGAGAGGUAUACAUACCUGUUGAGACUUUUUUGACUUGUAAUGUUAGAAUAUUACUUUCCAUUUAAGCAAAUUAAUAAUUAAGGGUUUGGUUUUCCCCCUUAAACAUUUUAAGCUAAUGGCUCCCAUGCAUUUUUAACGAUGAUCCUCAAUAGAAAAUGUUUUGCAUCUUGACUCAGCAUAAAAAUAAUGUAUGUGCAUAUUUAUGUGUAUGUCUACAGUUGAAACAAGCACUUCAUAUGGUGGUGUCCUUUACUGCUUGUGAUACACUUACAUAUAUAUUUUAAUAUUUGUCACAAUUUAUGGAAUUGAUUUCACAGUUCACUAAUACAUCCUGAUAAUUUGAAAAAUUCUGUUACAAUGGGGAUAAAGCAGUGAAGGAAACAAAGUACAAGUUUUCCUCAUGACUAUUACAGCCUAAUGGGUCUAAAAAGAAGAAGAGAUCAGGAAAUAUAUAAUAAAUCUAAUAAGUGCUGUGGAGGGAAAUAAGGCAGAGUAAGUCAAAUGAGAAGAAUAAAAGAUGUAAUGGGGAUGAGGAGAAAUUAGUGUAUAUUGGGUAACAAGAAAGGCCUCACCCAAUUGACAUUUGGGCAGACAGACAUCCAAAGGGAAUGAGAGAAAAAACAAGCCAUGCAGCUUUCUGGGGGAAAGUUUCCCAAGCCAAAUAGAACUCUCCCUCCCUUCCUCUGCAGGGUUGCCUUUGAGGGUCUGAACUGUGCUGUUUCUUUCCUUUACCCCAGUUCUUUUCAAGUUAUAAAAGAUUAGUUUUCCCUUCUCCACAGAGACCUGAAUUAACUACCAGGUUUAGAGCACUGAAUGUUGUUAUUCCAUCUGCUUCCCAAAUUUACUCUGGAAGAUAAUUUCUACCAGGACCUAAAGUACUAUUUUAUGCCUACAGUCUCAGCUUUUGUAACCUAGUUGGGUAGAAUCCUACUUGUCAUACGCCUACUGAGGAAAAGGCAGCAAGAAUCAAAAUGGGAUGGAGACUCUUCAGAAAGUUGCAUUAAAAUACCUUUCACAUGAAGAGUUAUGCUGCUGGCGAAUCUGGAGACAGGUUGCAAGUGAUUUAACCAGGUCUCUUCAGCGGAAGAGUUCCCAGUUACUGCAAGGUGAUUCUAUUCAGGUUUCUGAAAAUGAGAACAAUAUAAUGAAUCAUAAGGAAAAUGACUCCAGUUAUAUUGAAAAUGAAGAGUUUUCAGUUUCAAGUACCCAGGAUUCUUGCAGGAAUGUGUAUCUACAUGAAUCACAGAAUCAGAGUAGAGGUAAGCAAAUUAACAUGAAAAAUAACCUGUAUAUAUGUGAAGCCUUCCUGAAGAAAUCACUACUGAGUGACUGCAUUAAAACUGAUAUGGAACGGAAACUCUACACAUGUAAUGAGUGUGACAAAAGCAUCGGUGAUGGCUUCUAUCAGCAUUUACCCUUAGGAAAGAAACUCUGUCCACAUAGUGAGUGUGGCAAGGGCUUCAGUUGUAGUUCAGUGCUUCCAGUCCAUCAGAAUGUUCCCACAGGAGAGAAGUGCUCCAGUCAGAGCUCACAUCUGCAAACUCAUCAGAGAGCGCACCCUCGAGAGAAACCUGGGAAAUGUCAUGAAUCUGGUGAUUGCUGCAGUGAGAGCUCUUUUCAUUCUCAUCAGUCUAAUCAUACAGGAGAGAAGGCCUAUCGAUGUGACAGUUGUGGCAAGAGAUUCAGUAGCAGCACAGGUCUUAUCAUUCAUUAUCGAACUCACACUGGUGAGAAGCCUUAUAAAUGUGAGGAGUGUGGUAAAUGCUUCAGUCAAAGUUCAAAUUUUCAGUGCCAUCAGAGAGUCCACACGGAAGAAAAACCGUACAAAUGUGAAGAGUGUGGCAAGGGCUUUGGUUGGAGUGUUAAUCUACGUGUUCAUCAGAGGGUCCACAGGGGUGAGAAGCCCUAUAAAUGUGAGGAAUGUGGGAAGGGCUUCACUCAGGCUGCACAUUAUCACAUACAUCAGAGGGUCCACACUGGGGAAAAACCUUACAAAUGUGAUGUCUGUGGAAAGGGCUUCAGUCACAAUUCACCAUUAAUAUGCCAUCGGAGAGUCCACACUGGAGAGAAACCAUACAGGUGUGAGGCGUGUGGGAAAGGUUUUACCCGUAAUACAGAUCUUCAUAUCCAUUUCAGAGUUCACACAGGAGAGAAACCCUACAAAUGUAAGGAGUGUGGUAAGGGCUUCAGUCAGGCUUCAAAUCUCCAAGUGCAUCAGAAUGUACACACUGGAGAGAAACGAUUCAAAUGUGAAACGUGUGGGAAGGGCUUCAGUCAGUCAUCAAAGCUUCAGACCCAUCAGAGAGUCCACACUGGAGAGAAACCAUACAAAUGUGGUGUAUGUGGUAAGGACUUCAGUUACAGUUCAAAUCUUAAACUGCACCAGGUAAUUCACACUGGAGAAAAACCAUAUAAAUGUGAGGAAUGCGGGAAGGGCUUCAGUUGGAGAUCAAAUCUUCACGCUCAUCAGAGAGUCCACUCGGGAGAGAAACCCUAUAAAUGUGAAGAGUGUGAUAAGAGCUUCAGUCAGGCCAUAGAUUUUCGGGUGCAUCAGAGAGUCCACACUGGGGAGAAACCAUACAAAUGUGGUAUAUGUGGGAAGGGCUUCAGUCAGUCCUCUGGUCUUCAAUCCCAUCAGAGAGUCCACACUGGGGAGAAGCCCUACAAGUGUGAUGUCUGUGGAAAGGGCUUUAGAUACAGUUCACAGUUCAUAUACCAUCAGAGAGGCCAUACUGGGGAAAAACCAUACAAAUGUGAGGAGUGUGGGAAAGGCUUUGGUAGGAGCUUGAAUCUUCGCCAUCAUCAGAGGAUUCACACAGGAGAGAAACCCCAUAAAUGUGAGGAGUGUGGUAAGGCCUUCAGUCUCCCCUCAAAUCUUAGAGUCCAUCUGAGUGUUCACAUUAGGGAGAAACUAUUUAAAUGUGAGGAGUGUGGUAAGGGCUUCAGUCAGAGCUCACGUCUUCAAACCCAUCAGAGAGUCCACACUGGAGAGAAACCAUACAAAUGUGACUUAUGUGGUAAGGACUUCAGUCACCGUUCACGUCUUAUAUACCAUCAGAAAGUCCACACUGGCAAGAAUUUAUAAAAGAGAAGUAUGUCAGUGGCUUCAGUUAGGAUGCACAUCUUUAAGUUCCUGGACAGUCCAUGCUGAUGACCAAGUAUUGAGACUGGUAAGGAAUUUCUUCAGAUGGAAUCUAAAAAAUCCAUUAGCAUGAUAUGGAACAUAGUGACAAGAUAACUAAUAAUCAGGGCAGACAGGUUGUAACCCGGUAAGUUCCAGCUGAUAGAAAUGAUCUCUCAAAAUGAAUAUAUGCCUAAAGAUAAUGUGUGAAAAGGAUAUUUGCCAUAUAUUAGUUUUUUCUAGGGUCAGGAAGGGUUUGAGGUAAUUUUUUCUUUUUUUAAACUUUCAUUUUAUACUUAUUCACAAAGACCAUUAUUUUUACUAAAGCUGUAAAGCUAUGAAAAAUAAAUAAAACUGACAAAAAGUCCCUGCAGCCAAGAAGUCAUAAUAUGAUUGCAUUAUUUCAUAUAGUAUAUUGGAUUAAAGUUAGGAAUAUAUCCCCAGAGAUGCAUCUUUGGUCUUCAGGAGUAAAUUUGUAUCUGCUAUGAAUAUAAAUGUUUGGUUAUUGCAUCAUUUAUAAUAGCAAACAUAGAAAAAAUCAGUUGGAUUUCCAUAGUAUUUUGUGAUUUACUGGUCCAGUGGAACACUAUGCAAACAUCAAAUGGGAGAAGAUAAAUCUGUAAUUAUGGAUGUUGGAACAUGUCCAGAAUAUACUAAUCUGGAAAAACAAAAGCAUGGGGUUUUUGUGUGCUCUCAAAAAAAAAAA
Manis javanica (Malayan pangolin) is the source of this 6468-nucleotide messenger RNA. Lineage: Eukaryota; Metazoa; Chordata; Mammalia; Pholidota; Manidae. The record is from RefSeq and is a predicted model, not a curated record.